Messenger RNA from Miniopterus natalensis, 3144 nucleotides. Lineage: Eukaryota; Metazoa; Chordata; Mammalia; Chiroptera; Miniopteridae. The record is from RefSeq and is a predicted model, not a curated record.
AUGGACAACCUGGAGUCACAGCUCAAGAAUGUCCCCUAUUUUCACUGCGAGAAGGGAAACGAUUCUGCUCCCGUGUGCCAGAAGUGUGAAACGUGCAUCUUGGCCAGCAAGGUCUUCUUCACCAAAGAGUGGUUCCAAAGGAUCGGUGAGGUGGAGCAGAGGAGGUUUCUAGUUAGCGUUCUGGGGCAGUUAGAUAGCUUACACUUGUUGCAGUAUUUUCAAAAUAUCCUUCAGACCACACAGGGGAAGGAUUUCAUCUAUAGCAAGUCCCAGAUCAACCUGAGCAAGAAGGAAGGGGAAGUCAUGAAGUUCACCUUGAACCAGAUGUUGGACAAGACAGUAGAACAGAAGAUGAGGGAGAUACUGUGCUGGUUUGGGAGCAGCACCCCCCGAACUAAGGCAGAUUACACACUCUCGCUGCUGCAGAUGUGCACCCCCAAGUUACUGCUCACCGCUGCCCAUGUCAUCAGAGUCCUACUGCAGAGAGAGCAGAACAACAUUUCAGUCUUUUGUUUUUCAGGGUUUGCGCAAGACUCCAAUUUUGUGUUUUCUUUCCCUGGAAAAGACUACAACCCCCAGUAUGAUACUUCAAAUGUCUGCUGGGAAUCCAAGAGCACAUCCUUCCCUUCGUCCAAAGAUUCGGGAAGAGAAAGCUUGCUUAAAAAUGCUGGGCUGGAAGCACCUGCUGCGGGACAAUGGAAGAGUUCGCUCAAGUGUAUCUCGGAGAUGAAUAGGCUAUUUUCCAAAAAAGAAGACAUGCCCAAGGCAGGGUACAUCCCCUCCCAUCUGUUGGUUGACCUGGAUGCUGUCAGAGACUUGUCAUCUGGGGCCAGCAAAUACCAGGACUUCAUUCGUCACCUGCCCAUCCACCUCUCCAAGUAUAUUCUAUGUAUGCUCGAUAAAACCACCCUGAACAGAUGUGCCUCUGUGAGCCGGCACUGGGCCACGGUGGCCCAGCAAGUCAAGACGGACCUCUUGAUGCACACGUUCGUUCACAACCAGAUCGCCUUAUUGCAGGGGUCCUACACAAAGGGAAUAGAUCCUACCUACGCCAACAAGCUUUUUAUUCCAGUUCCUAAAAUGACAGAUGAUGGAAAGCGCACACGUGUGAAAAAUCAGAAAUGGAAACUGAGAACAAAGACUGACUACAACCUGUGGACGGCAUACCAGAACCAGGAGACCCAGCAGAUCCAGAUGGAGGAGAGAAAUGUCUUCUGCGGGACUUACAACAUCCACAUUCUCUCUGACACGUGGGACAGGAACAGAGUCAUCCACUAUUCUGGGGGAGACUUGGUAGCUGUGUCAUCCAAUCGGAAGAUCCAGCUUCUGGACGUCGUACAAGCAAAAGAGGUCCCCAUCGAGUUCCGAGGCCACGCGGGGAGUGUGCGCGCCCUGUUCCUGUGCGAGGAGGACAGCUUCCUCCUGAGCGGGAGCUACGACCUGAGCAUCAGAUACUGGGAUCUGAAAAGUGGGACUUGCAUACGAAUCUUCAAUGGCCACCAGGGGACAGUCACUUGCAUGGAUUUAUGUAAGAACAGGCUCGUAUCUGGAGCAAGAGAUUGCCAGGUGAAAGAGUGGGAUGUAGAGACAGGGAAGUGCGUAAGGACGUUUAAGCACAAAGACCCCAUCUUGGCCACCAGGGUCAACGACACCUACAUCGUGAGCAGCUGUGAGCGAGGGAUAGUGAAAGUGUGGCACAUUGUCAUGGCUCAGCUGGUAAAGACUCUCAGCGGCCACGAGGGAGCGGUGAAGUGCCUGUACCUUGACGAGUGGCACCUCCUCUCGGGAAGUAGCGAUGGCCUGGUCAUGGCCUGGAGCAUGGUGGGGAAGUAUGAGCGAUGCCUCAUGGCCUACAAGCAUCCCAAGGAUGUGCUCCACGUGGCCCUUCUCUUCCUCCGGGUCAUCAGCGCCUGCGCAGAUGGCAAGAUCCGCAUUUACAACUUCCUGAAUGGGAACUGCCUGAAGGUGAUGAAAGCCAACGGCAGAGGUGAUCCCGUGCUGUCCUUCUUUGUUCAGGGCAACAGGAUGUUGGUCAACACGGAGAGCAACGUCCUCCUGUUCCAGUUUGAGAACGUAAAGUGGCAGUACUCCCUGGAGCGGGCCAAGCCGAAGAAGAACAAAGAUAAAGAGGAGGACCGGGAGGACAGCCCCCUCGAAGUCCUCUCCAAGGGCUCCGUCUCUGGGAAGCCAGCGGCGGCCCCGGAGUCCCUGCUGAGUAAACCUCAAAGGUCCCGCAUGCUCCUGAAGGCGGCCAAGGUUUCGGCAGUGUCACUGGAGGGGCCUCAAAGUCAAGGAAAGCCAAAAUCACCCCGAAGAGAUGCAGAUGAUACAGAGAAAGUACCAAAAAAAGGACAGCUGCAAACUCCUAGAGACCUGACCAGUCAUUCAAAGAAAAACUCCUGGCAAAUCUCUAUGUCCCCAGACCGGUUCCUCCUGACCGUUAAUGCCCUGCAGCAAGCCCAUAACUCAGGCGACUUUGCCUAUCCCCGUAGGCCCCAGACCCAAGUCACUGACACCUGGGGACCUUUAAUUUCACACCCAAGGAAGGUCCUUAGUUUCAAAGGAAAAUCAUUACAACAUGCAGUUGAUAGGUUGAGAGUCAGCAACCCACCCAUGGAUGUGAAACAAACCAAUAUUUUCCUUGAAGUCCAGAAACUGCAGCCCAACUUGAAGAACUCUUUGCACAGUCCCCGAGUCCAGUCCACCAUACCCCAGCCCAUGCUCAUUCGCCCCAGGGUCUCCGGCACCUUGAAGGGUGAAGAUGGAGCAGCUGGUUCACUUGACAGGACAGUGCGAAGCUUCAGCCCCUUAACCAGCAUGCAGGUCAUUAAGCCAAACCGCAUGCUGGCUCCCCCGGCAGGCAUGGCAACCCCGUCUUUCAAGAAAGAGUGGCCUCGCUGCUGCACGGCCCUCGAUUCCUUUAGAGUGAACACUGAAUUCAUGCUGCUGACUGUGCGGGAGGAGAAGGAGUACGAGGAGGCCAAGAUGAAAGAGUACCAGGCCCGAAAGCCCGCUGGAGUGAUCAACCCAGAAAAGGCCAGCAAAGCUGCCUGGAUCAGGAAGAUCAAAGGCCUGCCCAUAGAUAAUUUCAUGAAGCAAGGGAAAACAGCAGCCCCUGAGCUUGGUCCAAACGUAUUUAUCUGA